Messenger RNA from Oncorhynchus masou masou (cherry salmon), 778 nucleotides. RefSeq names its product stonustoxin subunit beta-like. The record is from RefSeq and is a predicted model, not a curated record. Gene Ontology annotation, molecular function: protein binding. The transcript has 3 exons. The annotation marks the transcript as partial. NCBI's taxonomy places the organism in Eukaryota, Metazoa, Chordata, Actinopteri, Salmoniformes, Salmonidae.
CAGUCUCUCUCCAGUAUCAGUGUAUCUUCAGACUUACCCAGCAUCGUUGUCCGUCCUCUUCAGUACUUUGGAGAUGUGAGUCAGACUGUGUCUGAACUGAGAGAGAAACUAGAAGACUUCCUUAAAGGAGAAUGGACCAAGAUCUCCACUACAGUGAAUAUAGUGGAUGUUGUACUGCCUCCAGAGCCCAAGACCAGAGAACAGUUGUUACAAUAUUCCUGUCAGCUCACACUGGACCCAAACACAGCACACACAGACCUCUCUCUGUCUAAAGGGAACAGAAAGGUGACCUGUACAGGCCAAGUCCAACCAUAUCCUGACCAUCCAGACAGAUUCACCAACUACUGGCAGGUUCUGUGUAGAGAGGGUCUGUCUGGACGCUGUUACUGGGAGGUGGAGAGGACUGGUGAUGUUGUUACAGCAGUCUCAUAUAAAGACAUCAGCAGAACAGGGAGAGGUAAUGAUGGUAGAUUUGGAUACAAUAACAAGUCCUGGAGUUUAAAGUGCUCUAGUGAUGGUUAUUGUUUCAGACACAAUCAUGUUGAGACUAAAGUAUCAGGCCCUCAGUCCUCCAGAGUAGGAGUGUACCUGGAUCACAAGGCAGGUACUCUGUCCUUCUACAGUGUCUCUGACACAAUGACCCUCCUCCACAGAGUCCAGACCACAUUCACUCAGCCCCUCUAUCCUGGGUUUGGUCUCUAUUAUUAUAAUUAUACUGCUGAGCUGGUUAAACUGUAAACUGAUUUGUUAUUAAUUAAAAUUCAAUCCAAUGUUUUAA